GUGGGGUUAAUCUGGGGAGACCCGACCUUGGCCAUUGCAGCAUCCGCAGGGCAGUUUUAGGGGGCAACAUAAACAACCCAUCCCCCAAGUAAACACUCACCAACUAUGCCUCACUUCCUUCCCUCACAACUCCUCGUCCUCAUCAUAUCCCUCCUCUGCUCUGUCGUCCUCGCCAAUGUAGAAAAAACCAUCUUCCUCGGCCCCUCCUCCUCCUCUCACUCGGAGGAAAAUAUCAUAAAAGAUGACCAGCAGGCACAGCGAUGGCUAGACAACAAACUCCACCACAUCCACACCCUCACACCAACCCCGAAUGACCGGUCUUCACUCCGGACCCGGCUAAAGCGAGUGUUUCCAUCCGCCGACCACCCUCGUGGACAAGAUGCAUGGUUUCUUCUGGAUGGCUUGACAGAGGGGCAGAGGUAUGAAGUGAGGGUUUGCUGGGCUGCUACGCAACCAACCAACUUCUACAUGGAAACUUACACCGCCAAAGAAGUCAUCAUGACACCUCACCUCGCAGGAUCCUUGAUGGAAUACUUCCCGGCAGUCUCACCACAGGCACAACAUGCCACCACAAAACUGAAGGACUCCUCCAGUGGCUCAUCAUCACCACCCUCCUCCUCGGCAGCGCUCCUCCUUCACAUAUCCGCCGCGGCGGAUUAUUUCACCUCCAACGCCAGUCUCAUGCUGCACCCACCGCCGGUGGACGUGGACAUCAUCCUUGAUCCUUUUCUCUUUAACGUGCUUCCUCGGUCGUUAGUGCCGACGAUUGGUUGGAUCGUUGUCGUUGCUGUGGCUGGAUGGGCGGUUUCGAAGAGGGUGGUUUCUUUCCUGGUUGGAGAGGUCGUGUCGAGCGAAGUGGAAGCUGAGGAGGAGGCGAGUGAGGGUGUGGAGGAGAGUAAGAAGGAGAGGUGAGACUAAAUGAAGAGGGAUAGGCUAAGAGGGCUGUUCAGGAUGGGUAUUGUGAUAGAGAUGACAGACAUGAUGUUUUUGAGAACAUAUUUGACUACUCGUGGAAGGUAUAUUUGUUACAGAAAAGCCAUAUCCAUACGAGACAGGAACGAG
Neurospora tetraspora is the source of this 1062-nucleotide messenger RNA. RefSeq lists its product as uncharacterized. Gene Ontology annotation, molecular function: mannosyltransferase activity. Gene Ontology annotation, biological process: GPI anchor biosynthetic process. The record is from RefSeq and is a predicted model, not a curated record. Lineage: Eukaryota; Fungi; Ascomycota; Sordariomycetes; Sordariales; Sordariaceae. Gene Ontology annotation, cellular component: endoplasmic reticulum membrane; mannosyltransferase complex. The transcript has 2 exons. Bases 106 to 912 code for a protein of 268 amino acids.